CAUAGUAAGAACUCAAUGGAUGUUAUUUAUUAGGAAACUUAAAAUGUGCCUGGAAGAACAGGAGAUCAAGUCUAAUAACUUUGCCACUCUCUUUUCCCAGGUAGGAAGCUGGCCCAGCUGGGGCCUAAGUUCUCACGGUGACAGGGCAGAUAUGGGAAGUCAAUCUUAUUCCCUUCUUCAGUUCUCAGCUCCACCAAAGUACUCCUCUCCUGGAUGAUAGCUGCCAUUUGUAUAGCGUUGACUAUUGUGCCCAUCACUGUACCAAGUUUUUGCAUUUUCUCCUUUAAAUCCUCACAGCAACCAUAUAAAUCAGGAACCAUUUAUAUACUCAGAUGAGGAAACAGAAGCAGGCUGUUCCCCAAAACACAGCCGAACUGGCAGAGUCAGGUUUCAAAUCCAGCCAAUCUGCCUUUAGUGCCUGUCUCCUAACUACUACUUGGGGUGUCACUUGAGGUAUCAGGCUGAACGCAAGACUGAGCCCUGAGCUUGGCCCUGCCGCCCUCCAAGCUCGCUGCGGAGAAAGAAUGCACUUGGGUUGACGGCAGGACUACUUGGACGCCUUCCCUUGGGAAGAGGAGGAAGAUGCAGAUUAUCCCAGAGCGCUGGUUUGGAAGUCUGGAGUCUAUAAAUCCAGUCCAAGCCCACUGACUUGAGCCCUCUCCGGGGCCUCAAUUUCUCGGGAUGUUCAGCGGCCCCCGGAAAGCAGUUAGCAGUUCAGGCGUUUGGAGCGCUCACGUGUUCCUGUGGAUGCGGAACCUUUGACGCCGCAGCUCCGGGGAGCAGACGGCGCGGCCGGAGCAGCGGACCCUGUGGACCGAGGGGCGGGGCGGACGGGCUUGGGCGGGGCGGGAGGCGGAGGCGCCGCGUAGGCCGGGGAGGCCGGGCCGGCCCGGCUGGGAGCUCGAGCCCCAUGAGCCGCCGCCUCCCCCGACGAUGUUCCCCUCCCGGAGGAAAACGGCACAGCUGCCCUGGGAGGACGGCAGGUGAGCGGCGGCGGCCGGCCCGGGCCCCGUCCUCCCGGGUGCCGAUCCUUUCCGGGCCGCCCCGCGGAAUCUAGGAGCCCGAGGCCGUCGCGUCUUCGUCUCUGCGGGGCUCUCUGAGGGUCUGUGGUUCUCCUUGUGGGUCUCUCUCUGUAUUUGGGUCUCUGUUUGUCUCUAUGUGGGUCUCCGUCUCUACCAGUCUCCGUCACUCAGCAGGUCUGUAUUUCUCCGUUGACUUCCCUUUGUGAGUUUCUGUCCCUCUAUGCGAGUCUCUCUCAUUAUGGGUCUCUGUGUUUUUCCACUGGCCUCUAUUUUCAUGCCGGUCUCUGACUCCGUUGACCUCUCUCAGUGGAUCUCUGUCUUUCUGUUUGUCCCUGGUUUCAGAGGGUCUGUCUUCCGUCUCUCUGAUCUCUGCCUCCCCCAUCACAUCCCUGUAGCCUCAGACGCUACCCUCCCUCCCUCCCUCGUGCUUCCCCCUUCUCUGCAGAUCGCCCAGAAGAAUACACCAGACAGAAGCUCUGUGCUCUGCCUGGCUGGCCACUGCCUCGCCGGGACUAAGUACUCCCAGCGUAACAUUAGUUCAUUUCCGGUGCAGCUGUACUUGAAUGUGGCCUGCCCCAUGUGUUAGGUGUGAGGUUGACCCAGACCUUAGCUAGUGAUUACCACUAGAGCAGAAUGGGGGUGGGGGGUGGGGGAGAGCUAGUUGGCCGUUUAGAUUGGAAAGGGCUCCCACACUUCAGUCUUGAGAUGUACCCCCAAAACUCUUCUCACCCAGAACACUUGAUAGUGGAUCUACACCUAGUGAAUGAAACCUCUUUCCCUUUUCUCUGUUAAGUUUGCCAGGUGCCAAAAGACUUUGGAAUAUAGUGGGCACAACUCUUUAUCGUUGGGAAUUUUUCAGACUUGGUGCUGAAGUAAGAAGACAGAAAUAUAGUAGAAAGCCUGGACUGUGGAUUUAGGCCUGGACAGGAAUCCUCUUUAAUAGCCAUGUGACCAGAAGCAUACUUAAUCUUUCUCCUCAGCUUUUCCAUCUCUGAAACAGGGAUCAUAAUAUCUACUCUGCAGGUCUGUAUGAGGAUUAAAGGAGAUCACAUAUAUAAAACUGUUGACACUGUGCUUGGCAUAAAGAAGGUGCCAGUUUUCUUCCAGUUACUUUUGCAGUUUGGAGGUGCUGUAACCAGAGCAGCUGAGUAUUCAAACCUGUAUCACUAAGCUUUGUGUGAGGGAAGAAGGGGAAGGUUAUGGAGGAGAAUUUCCAUUUCCUAAUUCCUUUCCAUAAACUUUUGGAACACAACCAUGAUCCCACAAAACUUGUAUCAUUUCAUGCUUUUGACACAGGGGUACAGAGAUGCAUGCAACAGAUGCAGAUAAUGUAGCAAUUAAAGAGUGCUGGCUCUGGAAACAGCCUGUCUGGGUUUGAAUCUUACUAGCCUUGGACACAGAUUGAUGAAUGAGAGAAAACCUCAUCUGGUCUGCCUCCCCACCCCAGAAACAACGAUGGCCUGGGCCUGGUAGCAGCUGAGACUGCAGAUCUGGAGUUUGCCAGCAGGUGGCACCAGAAGCAACUUCUCAGUGUCCGCUGUCCUGAGGAACUGGGAUUUCAGCUCUGAAUUCAGUUGUUCAGUGAUUGGGCCCUUGCAGCACAGGAAGAGAGUGCCCAUGGGGACGUGAUCCUGGUAGGAAGGGAAAGCUGGACUGAGGGACCAGCACGUGAAAGUGCAUGGAGUGCCCAAUCCAUGCCAUACCCCUGGAUAAUUGUCACUGCUUCUUCCCCUGAAGGUGGGAUGUUUCCCCAUGUCCAUCUCCCCAGUCUCUACCCUACCCCAAGAAAGAACCCAGAGGGAGAAUCUGUAGAGGUUCCAGCCUUCCCAGGCCACUAGGAGUAUUGGCCUCUGCUCCUCCCCCGCGGAAACCCCCACCACAGGACAAGGGGGGCAAGCCCUCUGCUGUAUGAUUUGUGCUAGAGCCACAGCUGUGAAUCUGAUGACCUGUGAAGAAGACAAGCACGGACACAGGUCCAGGCUGAUCCCCAGCGGCCUCCCCCGGAAAUGCUCCGUCUUCCACCUCUUUGUUGCCUGUCUCUUACUGGGCUUCCUCUCCCUGCUCUGGCUGCAGCUCAGCUGCUCUGGGGACGUGGCCCGGGCAGCCAGGGGACAAGCACAGGAGACCCCGGGCCCAUCCCGGGCCUGCCCACCAGAGCCACCCCCUGAGCACUGGGAAGAAGAUGAAUCAUGGGGUCCCCACCGCCUGGCAGUGCUGGUGCCCUUUCGAGAACGCUUCGAGGAGCUACUGGUCUUUGUGCCCCACAUGCACCGCUUCCUGAGCAGGAAGAAGAUCCAGCACCACAUCUAUGUGCUCAACCAGGUGGAUCAUUUCAGCCUCGGUGCCCUGCACAGGUUCAACCGGGCAGCACUCAUCAACGCGGGCUUUCUGGAGAGCAGCAACAGCACAGACUACAUCGCCAUGCACGACGUGGACCUGCUCCCUCUCAAUGAGGAGCUGGACUAUGGCUUCCCAGAGACCGGGCCCUUCCACGUGGCCUCCCCGGAGCUCCACCCACUCUACCACUACAAGACCUACGUCGGUGGCAUCCUGCUGCUUUCCAAGCAGCACUACCAGCUGUGCAACGGGAUGUCCAACCGCUUCUGGGGCUGGGGCCGUGAGGACGACGAGUUCUACCGGCGCAUCAAAGGAGCCGGGCUCCAGCUUUUCCGCCCCUCGGGAAUCACAACUGGGUACAAGACAUUUCGCCACCUGCAUGACCCAGCCUGGAGGAAGAGGGACCAGAAGCGCAUCGCGGCUCAAAAACAGGAGCAGUUCAGGGUGGACCGGGAGGGAGGCCUGAGCACCGUGAAGUACCGCGUGGAUUCCCGUACAGCCCUGUCUGUGGGCGGGGCCCCCUGCACUGUUCUCAACAUCAUGUUGGACUGUGACAAGGCUGCCACCCCCUGGUGCACAUUCAGCUGAGUUGGCUGGACAGCAAGGAAGCCUGUGCCUACAGGCCAUACUGCUACUCAAGCCCAGGACAAAGCCUCAGGCCCUGGGCCCAGCUCCAAUAGGACGUGGAGUGGCCUGAAGCAGUGGACAGCAAGCCACGUGUUUGCAGCAGCCCGGCCCCCAGAGGCAGGCUUGAGCCAGGAGAGGACACACGCAGGGUGCCUGGGACGCUGCCAGCAGUAAACAGUGAUGGAGAGAGGCUGGGACAUGGUUUCCAACUGAGACUCUCCACUCUGCCUUCCUGCUUGCCCUGCCCUACCUUCCUUUGUGUGCUGAGAUCUGCAAGAUCUUGUUCCUUCUCCUGGACUGCCAGGCCACUGAUGUGGGUGGCAAGGGCCAUCAGGAGGGUUAAAACUGCAGAGACCAGUGUGCAAGCCCCACAGAAAGGGAGCAGCUGAGACCAGCUCUAGCUGGUUGUCACCCUGAAGGAGUGUGGGCCUGGUGUUGCCAGAUCUUCUGAUUUUUCAAAAGAAAGUAGAAUUCUGGA
Molecule: messenger RNA, 4464 nt
Organism: Orcinus orca (killer whale)
Lineage: Eukaryota; Metazoa; Chordata; Mammalia; Artiodactyla; Delphinidae
Gene: B4GALT7
Product: beta-1,4-galactosyltransferase 7
Exons: 7
Coding region: 2931-3947 (338 amino acids)
Biological process (GO): proteoglycan biosynthetic process; carbohydrate metabolic process
Molecular function (GO): xylosylprotein 4-beta-galactosyltransferase activity
Source: RefSeq, a predicted model, not a curated record